Molecule: messenger RNA, 1790 nt
Organism: Oryzias latipes (Japanese medaka)
Lineage: Eukaryota; Metazoa; Chordata; Actinopteri; Beloniformes; Adrianichthyidae
Product: protein disulfide-isomerase
Biological process (GO): response to endoplasmic reticulum stress; protein folding
Cellular component (GO): endoplasmic reticulum
Source: RefSeq, a predicted model, not a curated record
GAUCCAAACUUAUCAGUUCAUCCUUGCACAACUCUCCCUCCACACCUUCCUGCCAAGUCCGUUCAGUGUCCAUGCUGUCAAACUGCCUGUGAUCCGCCAUGAAGAAUCUGCUAAUAUUGGGUGCAAUGGCAUUUUGCCUUUGUGUGCACGUUUGUUCAGACACACAAUCUGGACCCCAAGGAGACACAACGCUUCCAGAGGAGGAUGGAGUUUUACAGCUGAAACAGGAGCAUUUCAAGAGAGCACUGCGGAAGUACAAGCAGCUUCUGGUGCACUUCUACACUCCUUUUACCAAAGAAGCUCAUCGCGUGACGGCAGCAUUCAAGGAUGCAGCCGAAGCCCUCAUGGGGUCAGAGGUCAAACUGGGAGUUGUGGACGUGACUCAGGAAAAAGACUUGGUUAAAGAGCUCAAUGGAACCAGCUACCCUAUGGUCAGAUUAUACAUCUCUGGAGAUAUACACAACCCUGUACCCUGCCCUGAUCCUCAGAGCUCAGCUUCCAUCUUGACAUGGCUGAGAAGGAGAUCGGGGUCAGCUGCUGACCUCAUCACUGAUCUAAUCCAGUUUGGGGCCUCUGAGGAGUUGAUGGUGGUUGGAUUCUUUAAGGAACUGACCCAUGCGUACGUCCAGGUCUUCCAUGCUGCGGCAGUGGACCUUCCUGACAUCACCUUUGCUUUGACACAGAACGAGGAAGUCAGCAGGAAAUACAGACUUUCGCAAGAUGUUGUAUUACUGCUUAAAAAAUCUGAACUCAUCAAGGCUCACAAAAUGACGCCUCAGACUUCAAAGGAAGAGCUGGUCCUCUUUAUCUCUGUCUACAAGAUGGAUCCGGUCACUGAGUACGAUGGCCAGACAGCCUCUCAGAUCUUGAACUCACCUGUGUUAAACCACGCCCUCCUCUUUGUCAACAAGAGUUCUGCAGACUUUGAAGAGAUUUCUUCUGCCUUCAGCAGCGCUGCAGAGAAGUUUAGGAUGAAGAUUUUGUUUGUUUUGGUCAACGUGGCUGAAUCUCGUAAUGGACGACUUAUGGAGUACUUCCGGGUUCGGGACUUUGAGGCUCCUCUCAUUCGAUUGGUCAACCUGACAGAUCACGUGACCUACCACCUGCCCUCUGACACCCUGAAUGUAGAGGUCAUUCAGGAGUUCUGCCAGUCCUAUCUGGAUGGAAAGGCCAAGCCCAAGAUGCAGAGUGAGCCGAUUCCUGAAGGCUGGGACCAAAAGCCUGUGAAAGAGCUGGUGGGAAUGAAUCUGGAGCAAGUAGCUUUUAACCCUGACAAGACGGUUUUUGUUCUGUUCUAUCUUCCUUACAGUAAAGCCUCCCUCACUCUGUUCCCGCUGUGGGAAGAGCUAGCCGAGGCUUUCAGGGAGCGUGAGGAUGUGGUCUUCGCUCGCAUCGAUGCUUCUGCCAAUGACAUCAACUUGUCCACACAGGGAGCCUACCCUUCCCUCUGCCUGUUUCCUGCUCUGUAUACAGAGAGGAUGGUGAUUUACAGAGGAAAAAGGAAACUGAAGGAUCUUGUUCGAUUUGUCGAUAAAGAGAUGGAGAAGGCCAAAAAGUACAGAGUAAAGGAGGAUGAAGAAAGAAAGAAAUACAUGGAGGCCCAAGAAGACACAACAAAAGGCAAAGAAACUAAGGAUGAGCUUUGAUACAAAGACUGAAACAGCUCUGCUUUGAUUUGUGUACGUGUGUAUAUAUCACAUGACUUAAUUUUUUCAUUUCUGCAUAAUUAAUUUAACUAAAAUUUUAAAUGUCUGUUUAAUCUGAUUAAAUACAAACGUUUUUUAAAAAAA